GUUUGUUUUUUUUCUAUUUUUCGUCCGUUGGGGCGCCAAUGCUUACUGCCCUGGUGGCUUCACCCUUGCUACUUCCUUACUAGGUUUUCAGGGCGAUUCUUUAAUUACAUGAUUGCAUGUAGCGUAACACCUGCACAUCUACAACUUGUCGCUAAGGCUCUUUACUCAUUUUAUGUAUAA
Molecule: messenger RNA, 180 nt
Organism: Blumeria graminis f. sp. triticale
Lineage: Eukaryota; Fungi; Ascomycota; Leotiomycetes; Helotiales; Erysiphaceae
Source: the annotation of a GenBank genome assembly